Mizuhopecten yessoensis (Yesso scallop) is the source of this 8063-nucleotide messenger RNA. Its product is annotated as dual specificity tyrosine-phosphorylation-regulated kinase 1A-like. Gene Ontology annotation, molecular function: protein serine/threonine/tyrosine kinase activity; protein serine/threonine kinase activity; transcription coactivator activity. The transcript has 9 exons. Gene Ontology annotation, biological process: peptidyl-serine phosphorylation; positive regulation of DNA-templated transcription; peptidyl-threonine phosphorylation. NCBI's taxonomy places the organism in Eukaryota, Metazoa, Mollusca, Bivalvia, Pectinida, Pectinidae. The record is from RefSeq and is a predicted model, not a curated record. Bases 1417 to 3705 code for a protein of 762 amino acids. Gene Ontology annotation, cellular component: nucleus.
UAGACAGUUGUCAGGCUGCAUGCUUGUGUGGAAGCUAGUCGAGUGGAGGCUAGAAGGCGUAUGAUCCGCCCAGUAAGGAUGUUAGCUUUAUGUACACUAUAUGUAUGUGCCCUACUUUGUGAUAGGGACUGUCUGUCUACCAUGUAGGAUUUCACCUGGGCUGGUCAUCUGGACAUCUGACCACUCGCACCCAUCACUUACACUGACCACCUCAUACCAGGAAUGGGACAGGCAAGAUAUUUUCUCUCGGGAUAGAUUUCCUCCCAUACCUACGAAGUCAAGAGGUGGAUUAUAUAAAAGUUUUGAGAAGAGGAAAAGCCCCUGGACAGUGUUUCUCAGUUGAGCGACCAGUUUUCGCGUAUGUAUGGCUGGAGGGAGUUGUGCUCCAAUGUACAGUAGUACAAAGGUCACGUCAGUCCACAGGACCUGUGAUGUCCAUCUAGAGCGUCUGGUCAGUUGUCAAAAACCCAUACAGGCUCUGGAUUUCGAAAUCUCGACUGGUGUUAAUUAUCAAUCAGCUGACUGCUGAGUGGAAUCAGCUGUGUCGCUGGCCAUCAUUAACAGCUGAUCGGAGCCUGGACAUCAUUAGACUAGUCGCUUCCUAGACUGUUUGUGAAUAUCUUGUGGGUGAGGUUCAGGAUGUUUGACAUGAGUGCAUGGAUAUAACAUAAGUUUCGUGACACAUGGAAAUUGUGGUGACUCCCAGUCUUUGGUAGGUGCUUGUUAUCCCAAAUUCUUAAAAUGUACUAUCGACUGUUGUCAAAUCUUUUAGCCCAAACACUUGCCACAUAAAUGAACAAUAAAGAAUUGGGCCAAAACAGUUUUCUACUGUCAUGAUAUGAAUGAAAACUGGACAACCCAUUAUACAAGUUUUUAAACCUGGUGUAGAACGUGCAAUAUAUAUAUAUAUAGAACUGACAGAUUUGUCGUUGUUUUGUUGUAGAGUUUAUUUUGUUGUUAAGUAGGGUCGUGUUUCGUGGGGAUAUCUGCAAUGACUAUAUUCUGAGCCUGUUGAACUCUUUGUUAUCUGUUAUCGCCUCAACAGGAAAUGUGAUUUUCAAUCAACGUAUUUGUGUUAUUAUUGGUAUUUGUUACUGUAAUGUGGAUAUUCAAAACCCUGGUUAUUUUUCGAAAAUUAACUUUGUGGAUUUGUGCAAUACUAAUGAUGAUUUUCGUGGAUGGUCAAUGAACCUGUGGAUUUUAUAGUGACGUAAAAUUAAAUUUGUAGAAUACAAACCUGGAAAAGAUUAUAAAAUUAGAACAAGAAAAACAUUGUGAAUUCCCUUCAAACAGACCAUUUCUGGGAUACAUUUAAAAAAGAGAAUCGCCCCAGACAUUUGGAUUUACAUACCUCAACUACAGCUUGUUAUUAUUCGUAUAUAUCCGUAUACCCGGGUAGAAACACAAUCCGUGCCCAUGGUUCACGAGGGACAAGAAAAUCGUAACUUAGAGGACAUGGAUUCUGGUGUGGUGGACGAUCGACUGUUAAACAACCGUGGACACUGGUUAAAACAGGAGCAGGAGUACUACAAACAGACGAUGCGACUCAAACGCCAGCUGUCCAAAGCGCGCCAUGAUCCUAGUAUGGUGUACCGUGAGCUGACCGGGGCGGCAGCUGACCACCUGGAUAGGAUGGCCGAUGCUCUGCAACAGCAGCAGGACAUGGCGGCCAUGCAGAACCGCAUCCCCAAUUCCUUCCGGGAGCCCACCACUGCACCGCUCCGCAAACUCAGUGUUGACUUGAUCAAGACGUACAAGCAUAUAAAUGAAGUGUACUAUGCAAAGAAGAAGCGGCGUGCAGCUCAGGGAGCUCAGGGAGAUGAAAGCAGUCACAAAAAGGGCAAGGUCAACGUACACGCGUAUAACGACGGCUACGAUGAUGCCAAUCACGACUACAUUGUCAACCCAGGGGAAAAAUGGCUGGAGAGAUACGAAAUCGACUCUCUCAUCGGCAAAGGGUCCUUUGGACAGGUGGUGAAGGCGUAUGACCACACUGACCAGGAACAAGUAGCCAUCAAGAUCAUCAAGAACAAAAAGCCGUUCCUUAACCAGGCCCAAAUAGAGGUCAAACUACUAGAACUUAUGAAUAAACAUGACAGGGAAAAUAAGUAUUAUAUAGUAAAACUCAAGCGGCAUUUCAUGUUUAGGAAUCACCUUUGUCUUGUGUUCGAACUUUUAUCUUACAAUUUGUAUGACUUAUUACGGAACACCAACUUCCGAGGAGUCUCGUUAAAUUUGACUCGAAAGUUUGCUCAACAACUGUGUACGGCGUUGCUAUUUUUAGCAACACCCGAGCUAAACAUUAUACACUGUGACCUUAAACCGGAAAACAUUCUGUUGUGUAAUCCGAAACGAAGUGCAAUCAAGAUCGUGGAUUUCGGGAGUUCCUGUCAGCUAGGUCAAAGGAUAUACCAGUAUAUACAGAGUCGGUUUUACCGGUCGCCAGAAGUAUUAUUGGGGAUUCCAUAUGACCUGGCUAUAGAUAUGUGGUCACUAGGUUGUAUACUUGUGGAAAUGCAUACAGGAGAACCGCUGUUUGCUGGCUCCAAUGAGUUCGACCAGAUGAUGAAAAUUGUAGAGGUUCUUGGUAUGCCACCUAAGACACUACUGGACCAAGCUCCCAAAGCCCGUAAAUAUUUUGACCAGUUACCUGACGGAACCUACAUAUGCAAGAAGUCAAAAGAUGGCAAGAAGUACAAGCAGCCUGGAUCUCGGAAGCUCCACGAGGUAAUAGGAGCCGAGACGGGUGGGCCAGGAGGACGGAGAGCCGGAGAACCCGGACACAACGUAGCCGACUACCUAAAGUUCAAAGAUCUUAUCCUUCGGAUGCUUGAAUUUGAUCCAAAAACAAGGAUAACGCCGUACUAUGCUCUUCAGCACAAUUUCUUCAAGAAAACAACGGACGAGAGCACCAAUACACCCAACAGUGCGUCGAACAGUCCCGCGAUGGAACAGCAACACGUGUCAAGUCCAACAGUCGGUUCUUCGACGAGUGGGAGGGCGAGGUCUGACCCAACACACCAACACCACUCCCAGCUCCACUCCCACUCCCACUCCGCCCAUCAGGGCCAAGGAGUCCAGUACCCCACCAUGGAGUGUGAGAGCCCAGCGUCAGGGCCGCCCCAAGUAGUUCCAACGUAUCAACAGCCGCCUGGCACUCAGAACUGGGCACCGGCCAGUGACAGUCGUCUCCAGGGCAACAGUUCCCAUAGGCACCACUCUCAUCACCACUCGUCGCGGCAACACCAAUCGCCUCCGCAACUGUCAAGCGGCACAGCACCGCAGAUGGUGGCACAGCAUACUGCACCGCAGCCACAGAUGCAGCAAGCCAUACUGCUCGGCUCAGCCGGGUAUCCCAGCAACUUCACCUCGGCACGGACUACGUACCCUGCCACGGCAGGUAUGGCUGUGGACCUAACAACCAAUCUGCAAGGCCAUGGCCAUCCGCAGGCCCUACAUAAUGACCCUGCUCAGCUCUCUACCGUGAACAUGGCAAGUUAUCCCACACCCCAUGGCCAGUACGGUCAGUACUCACAACAGACUUGGCCCGCUACGGGUUUCAAUUUCUCUAUACAGACUAGUGCAAACGCUAGCAAUCCUGGCCAUGACGCGAAUAGCCAACACUCGCGCGCGGCCGCCGAGCGUGGAGAGGACUCGCCCAUGCAUGGCGUUGUGGUACAGCAAAGUCCGGUAGCCAGCCAUUGAUGGUACGCCAAGUCUUAGUGUAAUUUUUCUCGUUUAGAGUCUUGCAGUGGCUAGAAGAAAUAGUUUGAAUGCAGCUGAUGGUGCAAAACAGAAAGGAGUAGGUGUUGUGGUGGACGUAAUGUGAGUAGGGUUUGUUGUCUUCUGUUCCGAGGAAUAGAGAUGUCUUCGUUUGGAGAUAUCUGUCACUGCAAGUGCAGCCAGCCAGCCGCCUAACAGCCUUUGUUGUUGUGUCCCGUCGCAAGCUGCUGUCGUUGUCAUGAGCGCUAUUUGCCGUCGCUGGCAGAGCUAUGCACAUCCAUAAGAAAACAUGCAUCUACAGAAGAUGCAAGUCGGCCCAAUUUGGUUUUCGGUGAACCGGAAACUGAGAUAUGUCUACGCGACCAAAGGUUGAUAAUAAGUCAGGCUUCGUGCUACGCCAAGUCUAGAAACAAAGCACAGAAAUCUGUGUGGCAAGAUGUGGUUGACCCCGCUCAUCGUCAACAGGGGAGAUAACUGUGAUAAAAUUCCUGGAUGCUGGUGUAUCCGAUCACACCCGACCCAGCUUGUGCUGGCCGAGUUCAAAGGUCACUGCCACCUUCAACUUGACUUUGACCUAAAGUCUUGAUAGAUAUGGUUCAGUGCUUCUUCUUGGAUGCAAUCUAUAGGACAAAGGUCAGCAAUGCAAUUAAUAGGUCAAAGGUCAGCGAUGAAGGAGCUUUCUGUGGGAACCGAGAGGAAUUGUUUGUGAGGAAGAAGUGUUAUGCAGCAUUUCAGUAUCAUGAAAACGAUGUUAUACGUGGUCCAUUGUCACUAUUGUCGGUAGUGUAUUCUCAUAUAAAACAAGGGCAAGUAACUCUUAUAUACCAUUCCACGAACACUGAGAAACUGUGGCUGAUAAGCCACUGAGCUCAGGUGUAUACAAUCAUUUGCCAAACAAGAACCACCCAUCCAACUCUUCAGUGUCUUGUCAACAACUUUUUCUUUGUAUUUUAAUUAACGAUAAUUUAAAGAAAAGAAAGGUAAAUUGAUAUUUUGAAACAUUUCAAAUGCAUGAAAGUCACUUUAAGAGUUCAUUAUAGAUUUAUUAAAAAUUCUUUUAAAAACUUUGUAUUGAAGAAAGAAAAGACAAAAUUAAAGAAAGGGAGAUCACUGUUUGGACAAAUUUUCUGAGUCUAACCGUAGUGGAGUCGUCGUGGGAAGCAGGAAAUGUAUUCAUGCCUUACAGGCCAGUGUUGAACACAAGAGGAAGAAAAUGACUUCUCUAAAUGUUGUUGACCAAAUAUGGCAAUAUAUAUAUAUAUAAAACAUACAUUAAAUCAUAUAUAUAUAUAUAUAUAUAUAUAAUGUGUUUGUUAGUAAGAAUGACGAUUCUUCAGAAAGGAAAGCCAUUGGCGUGUUGAGGUAUUGGAUAUUGACAACCAAAUAAAAAAACCACUAACAAAUGUGAUACGGUGUAGAUGUGUAGGACACGUCUGCACUCGGUUUGGUGUUAGUAGUGUAUAAGUAACGGACAAGCGUUAGAACUAUUAGUGUUAUCGUACGCCACUGUGUACAGUGACGUUUUUUGUCAUGAACAGUGGUACUGAUGAAUACUAGGAAUAAUUCAUUAUAAAAAACAUGUGAUGUAAUAUACUAAGUUUGUAAAUGUUUGUUUAAUCUUAUUUAUUGAGAAAAUGAAAAGGAGAAUUAUACAAUUCUUUUUUUAUCACCUGUUAAACACUGUGAGAGAUACUAUGUGAGUCUGGGUUAUUAUUGUUAAAUAGAGACCGCAUGAUGUUUGUAUACGACAAGAAAUUAUCAUUUUAAUGAAUCUUUAUAUGUACUGUAUCAUAUAUUUCCUCUACCAAGUGUCAACCUAUAUGUAAUCAAGAAGUCGGAAUCACAACGCUUUUUGGAGGGGAAGGAUCUACACGGAGAUAGGGAGGGGAUGAAGGAAUCCCACUUAAUUAGAGGAAAAGAAUUAACUAGGAAUACAUAAUUGUUAGCAGGAGAAAGAAUCACAAAAUGCAGGGGUUGUAGAGUUCCACUAGCCUGGGACAGGUAAAAUCGUAGUAAAAGAUAGUAAAAAAAAAUCAAUAUUUCUAUGAAAACUUUCAAAAUAUUGUCUGUUGGCUGGUGAAAUUGUACACCACUAGUUAGAGGUAACUACGGAAGGGGAACAAUCGUAGGAUGAAAGGAGGGGGGGGAAUUACAUUUUUUUUUCGGAAAGGCAUUCAAGACUGUUUUGGUGGAAUUAUAUUUAGAGGGAGGGGCAGAUUUUUAUAAUGGGGAAGGGAAAAGGAUGAAAGGAGGGGAAAAUUGCAUUUUGUCGGAAAGGCAUUCAAGACUGUUUUAUUGGAGACAUAUUUAGAGGGAGGGCCAGAUUUUUAUAAUGGGGAAGGGAAGUGGUGGGGGGCUGGGGGCAGAAUUAUAUAACAUAGGAGAAUCAGAAUUACGCCAAGUAGGAAGUGAGAAUUAAAGUACAGUGUGGGAUGAUUUUCAGUAAGUGUAAACCCAGAUGAGCGAUGUUCUUCUGUUCCAUGAUCAGGUAGACUAAUUACAGGUACCUCAUCUUCUUAACUGUAAAACUGUUUUUGUCAAUUCCUCUGCCUUUUAGGUUUGUCUGCAAUGAGUGUUUACAUCCAGGAAGUAUAUACCUGACGAUCAGUUGUAAAAGACAAUCGAGGUAGAGGAGGCCAUUUACUCAGAGAUUUGACCAUUACAGUCAAAGGGAGAUCAUCUUCUUUUUAAUUUUGUAUGGGUUCAUUUAGUCAAAUUGAGGUAAUUUCAAAAUUUUGUGUACCAUACUAACUUUCAAAUAUAUUCAUAUUCUGUAGAGAUUGCAUGCAAAUGAUCUAAUGAAUUAUACUCUUGGAAGUCCUCAUUGUUACAGAAUUUUAAAAAAUUAAGUGCAUGCUUUUUUCUUUAAUACGUAUAUGAAUUACAGAUAUUUCAAACUAUGAGUAAUUAGGAAGUGGCUAUUCUUUUGAAAAUUAAGUGCAUGCAUUUUUCUUUAAUAUAUGAAUUACAGAUAUUUCAAACUGCGAAUAAUUAAGAAGUGGCUAUUAGUGCAAUGUUGUGUGUGAAAUUCUGAUGGAUAUUUUAAAUACAUAGGUAUAUAUAUAUAUAAAAAACAAACCUAAUCACCAACUUUAAAGGUGCCAAAUAUAUUUAUUGACAAAUUCUUGAUAAUGUCAGCUCGAGAACUGGUUUUCGAUAUUUCUUCAACUAAUUCACACACAGAAUUUCAUAAUGAACUAUUCUAACCUUUGAAUUAGAAGAGUUCAAAUGGGUAUUUAAGGGUAAAUGAGCUCAUUGAAUAACAAUAAGAACUUGAAUUGAUCAUUGACAUUCUGGCUCCGAGUUCUGUAGGGUAACAUUUGAGAUGCCCGUUUUACAAUGUCAAAUUUUGUCAAUAUUAUACUUUCUGUACAAUGUUGCUCUAUAAACUUUUGAUUGACAAUAUCAAAAAUAAUUUUUACCUUUAUAUAUACAAUGUAUAAACAUUAUAGUAGAGACGUCUUUAACUCUUCACCCCUAUGUAACUUUAGUAGACUCUACCAUACAUUUGUCUGGGUGAGUCCAUUACGGUCUACAGUGGUGAAAGGGUUAAUUAAAUUGGCUACUUUUAUCAAUUUUUACCUCAUUUUUAUCAUGGAAUUAGUUGUCUUUUUUUUUCCUGUCACGUAAAAAUUUUAAAACAAGCACUGCGCUUCAUAGAGGAAAUAAAACAUUUCUUCUGUCAAAGUUUAAAAAAAAAAAAAUGUUCAUCCAGUAACUGCAGGUUGAAAUCAGGGGACAAGAAUAGCUGUAGAAUAGAUGAUAUAAUACUGGAAGGAAAUACAUGUUUUCUCUAAGAAAUCUUAGCCAGGAUGUAAAUAUCAAUAGUCUGUAUUGUACUCUAUAGAUACCAACAUUAUACAGACCUCCAUACAAGCAUUGGUUCAUAUAUUCUUUUUUAAAAAACAAAUUUUUACUCUGAGAAUUCUGGGUUGUUUCAACAAAAAAGCAUCAUUUUUUAUAAUAUUUCUGUAUUUCUAUAUCUUACAUGCAUCCAAUGCUAAUCUGUACAAGUGUGCGAGCGAGUGUGAAGUAAGAAAAUGUGUUGAAAAUUUUAUCAUUUUAGCAAAUAGAUUAAAUCCAGACCAUUGUUACAUUGUUCACCCCAAGGCUCUCACAUUGUUUUCUGUCUAAGGGGGAGGUAACUCUGUGGUCACCACGUGUCCUCUGGUAGUUCACUAUCCCUAAAUCUCUGUCACUAUCCUCCUCUACGAGUCUGUUUUUGAGUUUUAAAUGCGUGUAACCACGACGAUCUAAAGGGGUGACCAGGUUCAUUUAUUUUGUACAAAGUUCAUUGUAAGUAUCCAAUCACUCGCCUCAUUAAAGUGUCACCAAGACGA